AUGGUGCCUCAACACCGAUCUCAAGUUACUGAGAAUGGCAAUGGCAUCAACUCGGCAAUCUUGGUCUCUAAGAAGAGUACCCAAGUGCACAUGAGCUUGGUACGUGGUGGGAAAAGACUCAUGGCGGUUGAGGCGAAUUAUUGCAGCCUGGCAUCAAAGAUGAAGAUCGAUGGACUUGGGUUUAAGGGCCUUCCACGGCCUUCUGUAGAAGCAUGGCUAAAUUGGGUCAUCACUGGCCAGUGCACUGACUGGAACAGCGGUCCCAACUCCACUCCUUCGCACCUCCAGAACAAGCAGCGUCUGUUGAGGCAGCUCGAAUACCAAUCUCAAAUCGAUACGCCGAAUGUCAUGACGAGGGAAUCGACUCGCCCUUCCCCUGGCGGGCGCAUAGAUGCCGACAUUGAUCUGCUGGCACUCCUAUGGGAAGAGGCUCCUUUCCCAAAACUCCCUCGCGACGCACCGCCCGAGCUCAAAGAGUUCGUCCAGACCAUCGAGAAUCCUCGUCAUGUCUAUACUAUCCACUGUGCGGCCCGUCGCCACAACUUCCAGACCUUAGUUGAAAAAUUCAUCGUUCAGCUUCGAUAUGGUUGCGAUAAUUCUUCCUGCGCCACCCCGUCAUGCCUCUCUUGCCGGAAACGCGUCGCCGGAAAGACUCCCAUCCGGCGUUACAACCCGACGAGUGCGAGAACCCUAGCCGUCUACAUGGCUAGCCAAGACAAUCCCGAACGAACACUCUGCCCCUAUAUCCGAAUCGCGAAAGACACUCCCGUGUCAGGAUUGAAUUCUCUCGUCAUCUCCCCUGUUCAUUCCUCACAGCAUCAUGGCGAUUCCCCUAGGAAGGGGAGACGGUCAUCAGACACCUCCAGGGACCAUGUCAACAGUCGAGAUGCGAACCACGGCCCUAAGUCCCCCGAACGUGAUGUUAAGGAAAGAAAUCGGAGCCUGAGUCCCGGCAGUAACUCUUACGACCGCCUGCCUAGGCGACAACGAAGCGCAACUUUCGAGCUGUCCGAGCAGCCUACCAGAUAUGAUCACCGCUCCUUUGCUGCAAACAUGUUUGGGACGGUAGCAUUCAAGAUGUUGGAGUGGCUGACACCUCAUGGGCUUGAUAAUUUGACGAAGAAAGUACAAGCGUUGUCUACAACAGCAGACGGAGAGCAAUCAUCCGACCCGGGGCAACCGGCACCGUCCCGUUCACCUUCGGGCGGCGCCAACGGUUCUGUGUCUACCGACUCAUCACAUCAGAAGGAUAAGCUCCAUGCCAAGACGGACGAUCGCCCCUCGGAAAACCCCUCAGAGAAAGCAGGAACUAGGUCAUCCUCAUCUUCGAAACUCAACGGUACCAGGCGGAAUUCCAACGCGAAGGUCCGAGCCACAUCGACGAAACCGAUACGGAGGUUGUCGACGGACCCUUUCGUUCCGACGGCACAGCCAGAGGAUGCGCCCACACUAGUGUCCCCGCGUAUCACAGGAAUGCAUCCCGAGAAGCUACCACGACCGCCCAAAACUCCUCAAGCAGCAACGCGAGAGAUCCCAAUCGCCCCUCCUUCCCCAGGGGGGUCUUCGGACGACGCCAGAAGCGAAGAGCCUGCCCAGGAUGACCAGGAUCAAGCCGAUGAUAAUAUAACAUCGCCGGAAGAUUCUGCGGAGGAGGACGUUGACGAUACCCUCGAAGGCGAAGAGGAGCCCGAAGGCGACAAGCUGCGGAAGCACGCAGAGCUGGUCAAGAGCUCCAAGGACGAAUCGUCUAUAAUAGAAGACCCUGAUAGCGAAGGCCUAGAAGAUGAUGCGGAGUCUUCCAUUAUACAUGCUGCCCUGCUUCCCCAGUCUCUCAACAAACUCAACUUUGAGAUCGUCGAAUUUCUAUUCAGUGUCCUGCGCGAGGACAGCACUUUUGAAUCGCCAAUGACCCUUCCGCGAGGUAGCUCGUGGCAAGUACAGACGGGAAGGCUAAAGCGACUGCCGGCGACGCCUCGCCCCUACCCGAUACCGAUGAAGAUCGAAUGGAAGCGCUUCGUUGAGCAGAGCGUUUUCUAUGUCAUGAGCGACCCGCACGCCCUCGUUCGGUCAUUCACUAGGAAUGGCAAACUCAUUGACUCGCGCAAUCUCUGGCGAUGCAUGGUACGCCUAACUGAUGCGGUGCCUAGCCUCGUUUUCCACAGCCUUUGGCUCGCGUCGUCGAGUUUAUUCACCCUACCUAAGCCCUUCCAAUCCACAGGUGUGAAGUCAUUCCCACGAUCACACAAGUCACUUUCCAACGCAGAGGCCGCCUAUCUCGUGUCUAUAUGUCUUCACGCCCUGGCCGCUGCAGCCCCCGAGGUAUCCAGUCGCACUGCGCUCCUUGAUAUGUCUCGGUUGCGAUCGGGUGGUGUUGCAUUGUCUGGAAAUGGUGGUCCUAGGCUUCCAGCCAGCUUGUGCCUGCAGUACGACGACGCUUUUUCCAACGACCUUACUUUGCGGCUAGCGAAGCGGCUGUUCACCGCUCUAGUUGCGAGAAAACACUUUGCGACACUGGCCGAGUUGGACGAUGACGACCAGGACAAGACCGAAAAUCUCAACGUCUUGGCGCCUCUCCUAAGCCAGAUGGACUUCCUCAAUUCAGAUGCAGAGAUUGGCCAAGGCUCAUCUCCGAUGCCGCAAGCGUUGCCCAUUCUCCUCCUUGAUUGGGCUCGGGCGGUGGUUAUGCAGGAAUGGGACGGCCAGCCCAUCUUCAACCCCGACAGCGCCUUUGGGGGCGCGAUGCUGUUCAUCGAAACAAUGUAUGAACGAAGGCAGGAACUUCUCUUGGCCGAUGUCAACUUUAGGCUUGACUACGUGGCUGACCGCCUCGACUCUGCCUCACGGAUGAGUCGAAGCUAUGAGGAGCCUAGCUCCGUGUACGAGAGAGUGCGACGACUUGUUAGUGAUGGUCUUGUUACACACACUCACCGCAAGCUACUCCAAGACAUGCUGAGGAGAACAACGUCGAAGUAUCUCAUCCUGAAUGUUAGUCGCAAGACGCCCGUUCGAGAUGCCUUUGACCAGUUGUGGCAGCGCGAAGAGCGGGAAUUGUUGCGGCCGCUAAAGGUUCAUCUUGGAGAGGAUAACGGAGAGGAAGGAUUUGACCUUGGCGGCGUCCAACAGGAAUUCUUCAAACUGGCAUUUGCCGAAAUUUUCGACCCCAGAUACGGAGCCUUCCAGGUGGACGAUCGCACUAGGAUGGCGUGGUUCGCGCCCGGUUCUCUUGUUGAGCCAUGGAAGUUUGAACUCAUCGGCGUGCUCUUCUCCCUCGCCAUCUACAACGGUCUUACUCUCCCCGUCACCCUUCCCAAGGCUCUCUAUCGAAAGCUUCUCGGCGAGCCCGUCAACGAGCUCCACCACAUUGAAGAUGGUUGGCCUGAUCUCGCCAAUGGUUUAACCACUCUGCUUGAAUGGGACGAGAAGGAUGGAUCUGUCGAGGACGUCUUUGCGCGCACGUACGAGUUCUCGGUUCAAGUGUUCGAUAUGCCGAUCUCGCGGAACAUGCAAGGCCCGCCCAUGUCGUGGCCUCGUGCCGCUGUCCCCGCAGAAUCCGAUACGCCCGCUGCUUUCGAAGAGAACCCUGAAGAUGCCCCCAUGGUUACGUAUGAUAACCGCAAUGCCUAUGUCAGCGAUUACAUCGAGUAUCUGACCCACGUAUCCGUCCUCCCGCAAUACACCGCCUUUGAGCGCGGUUUCAAGGCCUGCCUCAACCCCGACUCCCUCAAUAUCUUGAACCCCACAAUCCUGCAGUCCAUUGUCGAGGGCACCCAGGAGAUCGACCUCGCGGAGCUUAGACGUUACACACGCUAUAACGGAUGGGACGCCUCGCAUCAGACUAUUCGCGACUUCUGGAGCAUAGUUAAGCGCUACGAUGAGCCCAUGAAGCGUCGCCUCCUCGAAUUCGUCACGGCAUCUGAUCGGGUCCCCGUCGGUGGUAUGCAGAAUAUUCAGUUCGUCAUCCAGCGCAAUGGUGAGGAGGGGCCUCUCGGUCGUUUGCCCACGGCGUAUACCUGCUACGGCACGCUGCUGCUCCCUGAGUAUCAGGAUAAGGAGGUUCUCAGGGAGCGUCUCGGCAUGGCUUUAGAGAACGCGCAGGGCUUCGGCUUUGGUUGA
Messenger RNA from Scedosporium apiospermum, 4113 nucleotides. RefSeq lists its product as uncharacterized. Lineage: Eukaryota; Fungi; Ascomycota; Sordariomycetes; Microascales; Microascaceae. The coding region runs from base 1 to 4113 and encodes 1370 amino acids. The record is from RefSeq and is a predicted model, not a curated record. The transcript has 6 exons. Gene Ontology annotation, molecular function: ubiquitin-protein transferase activity.